This is a messenger RNA of Penaeus chinensis, 2042 nucleotides long. Its product is annotated as dual specificity protein phosphatase MPK-4-like. The record is from RefSeq and is a predicted model, not a curated record. Lineage: Eukaryota; Metazoa; Arthropoda; Malacostraca; Decapoda; Penaeidae. Bases 111 to 1028 code for a protein of 305 amino acids. Gene Ontology annotation, cellular component: nucleus. Gene Ontology annotation, biological process: protein dephosphorylation. Gene Ontology annotation, molecular function: protein tyrosine/serine/threonine phosphatase activity. The transcript has 9 exons.
UGCAUGGCGCUGUGCUUCUGUAUUUGUGUAUAAGUAGAUUGUUUUCCCUGAAUUGUGAUGUAAACAAAUCUAAGAGAGUGACAAUUAGAGAUAUCAGAAAAAAAAUAAAAAUGGAAAAAAAAGGAGGGGCAGACCUCAGUAAAAUUGAAGAGGGCCUUUAUUUAGGGAAUUUGAUUGCUGCAACAGAACCAAAAUGUCUGGAGGAACACUUCAUUUCGCACAUCCUCACAGUGGAUUCGAAACCCCUGCCGACAAGCAUCACAUCGUUACCUGGCAUGAGCUUUCUCUAUAUCAAAGCAAAUGAUAUGCCUCAGGAAAACCUCUUGAUACAUUUUGAGGAUGCGAUUAAUUUCAUAGAGGAAGCGCAGGCAAAAGGCAGUGUUCUUGUUCAUUGUUUCUUUGGUGUGUCCAGAAGUGCUACACUAGUAACUUGUUUUUUAAUGAAAAAGCACAGAAUCACAUUUGAUGAAGCUCUAGGGAGAAUCAAGGCAAGAAGAGGAUGUGUAGGUCCUAACUCAGGAUUUUUGCAACAGCUCUAUCUUUUUCAAAAUAUGGGAUGGAAAUUGGCAGAAGAUCAUUUUCAAUUCCGAGCUUUUCUGCUGAAGUCAUAUGCAUUUGCAAUCAGUAAAGGUAGAAAGGUGGAUGAAAAUAAGUACAAGUGUUUGGUACAGCCAGAUCCAAGGACUACACCAAGUGAGAGUCCAGUUAUAUACAAAUGUAGAAUGUGCAGAUCUUCAUUAGUGAGAAAGGAUUCUAUCAUGCCACACUGUGAUGGUCAGAGUCCCUUCUGGAAUGACACCAAGUGGGCUGAACCAUGGGACGAUGCUUCACUUUGUACCCAAGGCAUAUUCACACUCCCAAUAUCCUGGAUGGCUGAUAUUACAUCUGAAUUGAAAGGGAAGCUAACAUGUGGCAAGUGCCAGGCAAAACUUGGAAGCUAUGACUGGUGUGGAGGGAAAUGUCCAUGUGGAGCAAAAAUAACACCUGCCUUUUUCUUUAUUCCGUCAAAAGUGGAUAAAUGCACCUGAUCAUAUAUCAGGAUUAAAAAAAUCAGUAUCAGUUAUAUUGUCUUAAUAUCCAGUACAUGAUGUGAUAUUUAUAUAUUAGGUAUAAUUAUCCACAGCCUUAUAGACAAUUAUAGGUAGGUAGAUUUCUUAAUCUGAUUUGAAACCCUAAAAUUUAUAAUAACAGAAAUAUGAAAAUUACUUGCACAUAUAUUAAUUGAUUAUGAGUAAGAACAUUUAGAUAACCCCAAUGAACCACCAAGAGGUUAUAACAAAACCUAAAAGGUGUUAUCUAAUGGGCUGUUACAUUAUGCACUACAGGCUCAGGCUUUUGACUAAAAAAGUUGCAAGCAAGAAAACAAGAGGAACUUUUAAAGUAUUUUGUGUAUAAAAUGUGAAGGAAAGAACUCAAGCUGCUUCCUUGAGUUGAGAUUGAAAGCCACAUAGGUAAAGCAGACAAAAUCCAGAAAAAAAGAGAUAGAAAAUAUUUGAAAUGUAUGAAGGUGCAAUCACUAAUGAAAGGUAGGCCCAAAUAGUACAACCUCCAACACAACUAUAGCAGAUUGAUUGACUGAUUUACUUGAUUAUCUUUAACAUAUAAAGCCUUAUACAGUUUCUCUUCUGGUAUCUAUUCUUCUACUAUUCUUCACAAUAUGGGGUAUGAUGAAACUUUUUCAUAUUUCUGAACACUAAUUCCUGAUUCACAUUCUAACCAAUGCCUUAUAACAGGAUUUUAUGUCAAGGUCCUCAGAAGCAAAACUCCAUUCUUGUUGUAAAAGGAUGUAUAUGACAUCUCCAUUCAUUAUUUAUCUUUGAAACAGUACAGGCCUGAAGAUAAAAUCUGGCUAGCUUUGAAAUGUCAUCUCACAUGUUGAUAAAACCUCAUUACUUUAUGCUGUUUUUUCUGUUCUUUGUAAAAGAUCUGAAUUUGAUUGUUACAAAAUGCAUGCACUCUUUAAUAAGACUUGCAUACAUUUAACAAAUGAAAUUUCUGUAUUUGAAUUAAAUUUCUGAAUAUUUUGUGAAAUCAUUGUGUAA